This is a messenger RNA of Ectocarpus sp. CCAP 1310/34, 1731 nucleotides long. The record is from the annotation of a GenBank genome assembly. Lineage: Eukaryota; Phaeophyceae; Ectocarpales; Ectocarpaceae.
AUGCAGCUGAGCGCGACUCAGCUGAGCGCGACUCAGCUGGCCGCGGCCGCGUCGGCCCCUGCGGGGAAGGCCGUCAAAAAGUUGGUGUGUUUCGAUACGAGCUCGGCCAUUGGGGCCCUCCCGACACUGGCACUCGCGCGAGUCAGCACCAGCGAGGGCGCUUCUCUGGAAGGGAAGGACAAGAUUGCUCUGUUCACCGUGUGCUGCCAUUGGUGCUGGCGCUGGGGAAGGCGGCCAGGAAAGCUUUCGGAGCGCGGGCAUUCAUGGGGAGAGGUGCUCGAGGUGCUGCGGGAUUUCGUCAAAGCGACGGACACGUACGUAGUCCUGCCGGCUCUGCCAUCGUCGGGCAAAGCUCCCGCUCUCGAGUCCGGGGCGGCUCAGCCGGCCCCAACUCCGGAGGCGGCGGCGGCUCCCGCGGCGGCGGCUGCUGUCCCAGUGGCAGCGGUCAUUCCGGCGGCGGCGGCGGCCCCAGCGGAACCGGCAGCAGCUUCGGCAUCCGCGGCACCCGCCCCCGCGGCGACGCCCGCAACGGCGGGAGCGCCAAGCUCGGCGAUCGCAACAGCCCAGCAGCAGCAGGCAGCCAACCACCAGGUCAUGAUGUCGGCGGACGAAGCGCACAUGAACGUGGUGCAGGCGGAAGCAGGCCACGCGGAGGGGCGACCGCCUGGUAGUAGCGCUGNGGCCGGCGACAUAAAGAUAAUCUCGGAUACGAUAGCCAGGGGCGACCACCUGGUAAUAGCGCUUGGACCGACGCACGGCGCGAGGGCGGCGACCGAUGUGUUGGACAUGUUUACGGGUCUGCUACCAAAUGCUCACGGGGUCUCCAACGAUCUGUUUUCAGCGGACUAUGUGCGUAUACGCAAGAAGUCGGCUCCGGUCGCGGGCAUGAACGCCGCCAUGGGGACGGCGCUCGGCCUCCCCGUCGUACCCGCGCCAUUCCCGACGUUCGGACCGGGGGGGGGAGCUUUCGGCAUCCACCCUUACCCGCUUCCCCUGCAGAUGGCGCUGCAGCCGGGGAUCCAGCAGCAGGCCCCGCGUCUAUCUCGUCGGCAGGCACGAUCGCAAGGCGCGUCACAUGGGGUGGCCGGACACUAUACCCAAGGGCCGCCCGGUUGGGGCGGGGGCGGCCGGGGGCAAGUAGCGGGGGGCGCAGUGACGGCAGUACCGUCCCCCGGAGGGUCCGCUAGCCACCAACAAAUGCUAGCCGACGUGCGUAACCAACGCAACCUCGCCCUGCAGCAAAGGCAACUGGCGAACCCGGGGGUGCCCGGGCAGGGCGAGACGUGCCACAAGUGCCGGGCCGCCAACCGUGAUCCGAACCACUCUCACCUCACAUGUGCCUUCUGGAUAUGCGGCAAUUGCAAGGAGGCAGGGCAUCGCAGGGCGGCCUGCCCGAACCCGACCGUGCCGUGAACGAGCCGUAGCGUACGCAAAAGAAGGAGUUUGGGAGGGACACGGUUGCAAUUUACGAACGGGGGGGGGGGAAUACUCGAGCGUUGCGCGCGGUUGGAUUUGUUUCGCGGGUUCGAGAUAGUAUUUCGUAUUUCGAUAAGACGAUGCGUGUGGUACCCGUCGGAUCACCAUAUCCCGUUCGCGGUUCGCAUCAUUUUUCAAUGCAUGUCAGUAUAACAUUGGCGCAACAUGAGCGCUGACCCACGCAGUGCGUUCCUUCGAUCGCACGGGAUCGAGAAAUAACACGAGGAUAACAGGUGAUAUCCCGGCGGUGCGUUC